CACUGCACUUUGACUAUGGAAGCAGAGGCUGCUGAUGGAUAUAUAACAUGUGACAAUGAGUUUUCACCCGAAAGGGAGCAUUCCGGCAUGGCCAUUGACCUCACCUCCAGCACACCCAAUGGGCAGCAUAUCUCUCCCUGUCACAUGGCAAGCACAAAUUCAGUAAAGCUAGAAAUGCAAAGUGAUGAUGAAUUUGACAGGAAGCCCCUGUGUCAGGAAGAUGAGAUCAGGGCUCAUGAUGAAGGAUGCAGCCUGGAAGAUCCUCUCACUGAGGGUAACGAGAUGAUGGAUAACAGAAAGAUCCAGGAGCUCUCAAGCGAGGGAGGAAUCCGGCUUCCGAAUGGUAAACUGAAAUGUGACGUCUGUGGCAUGGUUUGCAUUGGGCCCAAUGUGCUAAUGGUACAUAAAAGGAGCCACACUGGUGAACGCCCCUUCCACUGUAACCAAUGUGGAGCUUCUUUUACCCAGAAGGGGAACCUGCUGAGGCACAUCAAGUUGCACUCUGGGGAGAAACCAUUCAAAUGUCCCUUCUGCAGCUAUGCCUGCCGACGGAGGGACGCCCUCACAGGACACCUUAGGACGCACUCUGUGGGAAAGCCUCACAAGUGCAACUACUGCGGCCGGAGCUACAAGCAGCGCAGUUCACUGGAGGAGCACAAGGAACGCUGCCACAACUAUCUGCAGAAUGUCAGUAUGGAGGCUGCUGGGCAGGUCAUGAGUCACCAUGUACCUCCUAUGGAAGAUUGUAAGGAACAAGAGCCUGUGAUGGACAACAAUAUUUCUCUGGUGCCUUUUGAGAGACCUGCUGUUAUAGAGAAGCUGACAAGCAACAUGGGAAAGCGUAAAAGCUCCACCCCACAGAAGUUUGUGGGUGAAAAGCUCAUGAGAUUUGGCUACCCAGAUAUUCCCUUUGAUAUGAACCUAACCUAUGAGAAGGAGGCUGAGCUGAUGCAGUCUCACAUGAUGGACCAAGCCAUCAACAAUGCAAUCACCUACCUUGGAGCUGAGGCACUUCACCCCCUGAUGCAGCACACACCAAGCACAAUUGCAGAGGUGGCCCCCGUCAUCAGCUCAGCUUAUGCUCAGGUCUAUCAUCCUAACAGGAUAGAAAGGCCCAUUAGCAGGGAAACAGCUGACAGUCAUGAGAACAACAUGGAUGGCCCGAUCUCCCUCAUCAGACCAAAGAGUCGAACCCAGGAUAGAGAGGGCUCCCCCAGCAAUAGCUGCCUGGAUUCUACUGACUCAGAGAGCAGCCACGAAGACCGCCAGUCCUACCAAGGAAACUCUGCCUUAAAUCCCAAGAGAAAGCCAAGCCCGGCUUAUAUGAAGGAGGACACCAAGGUUUUGGAUGCCACAAAAGCUUCUAAGGGCUCUUUAAAGGAUAUCUACAAGGUCAUCAAUGGAGAAGGGGAGCAGAUUAGGGCUUUCAAGUGUGAGCACUGUCGCGUUCUUUUCCUGGACCAUGUCAUGUACACCAUCCACAUGGGCUGCCACGGCUACCGGGACCCACUAGAGUGCAACAUCUGUGGCUACCGAAGCCAGGACCGCUAUGAGUUCUCAUCGCACAUAGUCCGAGGAGAGCACACAUUCCACUAG
Melopsittacus undulatus (budgerigar) is the source of this 1596-nucleotide messenger RNA. It is a transcript of the gene IKZF2, whose product is annotated as IKAROS family zinc finger 2. Gene Ontology annotation, biological process: regulation of transcription by RNA polymerase II. Lineage: Eukaryota; Metazoa; Chordata; Aves; Psittaciformes; Psittaculidae. Gene Ontology annotation, molecular function: RNA polymerase II cis-regulatory region sequence-specific DNA binding; DNA-binding transcription factor activity. Bases 16 to 1596 code for a protein of 526 amino acids. The record is from RefSeq and is a predicted model, not a curated record. The transcript is spliced from 7 exons.